AUGUUUAUUGGAGCGCAGCUCACUAGGCGUCGCUUCCUUCUCAUGUAGACUACAAAAAAUGAAACCUUUUUGAUUACCUUGCGCAGUUUCUGUUUGACACUUGAGCUUUUCAGUUAAGUAUCUGACAGGUAUUUCUCGGGAUUCGUUAAUUGUCGUUAGUAAGAUGUCCCUUGACGAGAAAUUCAACACUGCCGCCACUUCCGUGAAGGAUAUGAAAAGCCGGCCUUCAGAUUCAGAGCUUCUGGAACUGUACUCCCUCUACAAACAAGCCACUUGCGGUGAUUGCAGUGCAGACAAACCAGGUGCGCUUGAUCUGAAGGGCAAAGCUAAAUGGGAAGCUUGGACCGGUAGAAAAGGCAUGGCUCAAGAUGCAGCCAAAGAGGCCUACGUAACACUGGCAAAUACCCUCAUCACCAAAUAUUGAGCUUAACUUUUCACGUAUCAUUUCCUGUCUUUUUCUAAAAAAAACAUAGAUAAAAGAAUUUCAAGUGUAUCCACAUAUCUUAUUUUAUAUGUCACUGUUGUAAAUUUUUAAGCUCUCAAGAUAUUUAUUGUAAUCCUCGUUUAAAUAGCUGCAAUUUUGUUCCAACCUAUUUCAUUUAUUAGCGUUUUUCCUAUUCAUGAUACGUAUUCCAUUUUUUUUUUAAUGUUCUUGACUCUGAUUGGUUCUUCAGAUGUCAGCUUUAAGUAUUAUACAUCCGUUCCUAUGUGAGAGGUUUGUAUACCAGUCGUUAUUUUGUACUGAAAGAUAAUAAAACUGGUUUAAAAAAAAGAA
This is a messenger RNA of Parasteatoda tepidariorum (common house spider), 775 nucleotides long. RefSeq names its product putative acyl-CoA-binding protein. Lineage: Eukaryota; Metazoa; Arthropoda; Arachnida; Araneae; Theridiidae. Gene Ontology annotation, molecular function: fatty-acyl-CoA binding. The record is from RefSeq and is a predicted model, not a curated record. Gene Ontology annotation, biological process: fatty acid metabolic process.